Molecule: messenger RNA, 1314 nt
Organism: Abrus precatorius (Indian licorice)
Lineage: Eukaryota; Viridiplantae; Streptophyta; Magnoliopsida; Fabales; Fabaceae
Product: thioredoxin-like protein AAED1, chloroplastic
Exons: 7
Coding region: 175-918 (247 amino acids)
Molecular function (GO): antioxidant activity
Source: RefSeq, a predicted model, not a curated record
UUAAUGGCGUUGAGAAUAGCAAGUCACUCCCGCCACGAAUAUUUUUGUGGUUCUGAGCUUAGUCUGACAGGCAUUCUACAGUAACAAUCCGCCCAUUCCCCAGUUUGGACCACAACAUUUACUUCACUGUUCAUCUUCAUUUCGAAUUAAAGUCAACACCUUCGGAACCAACCCAUGUCAACUCUGCAAUCUCUGCGACCUUCUUUCCAUCCAUCAAUCUCACCCCCAAAUUCUCACACUUUCCCCUUCGCUCCCGUUAAUUAUUCCCCCAAAUCAAUGGGCUCAAAGGUUGUAACCCUAAGACACUCUGCUAUAACUCCUAGGGCUUCCAAUUCGGAGUACACUCCUGCUCACGCCGAAAAUCUCGGUGAUGUUAGCAUUUUCACUGCUUCCGGCGAGCCAGUAUUGUUCAAAGAUCUCUGGGAUCAGAGCCAGGGAGUGGCUGUGGUGGCACUGUUGAGGCACUUUGGGUGCCCGUGCAGCUGGGAAUUGGCUUCAGCCUUGAAAGAAUCCAAGGAAAGGUUUGAUUCAACUGGAGUCAAACUUAUUGCAGUGGGUGUUGGUACUCCCAAUAAAGCUCGUAUGCUUGCGGAACGGUUACCAUUUCCAAUGGAUUGCCUUUAUGCUGAUCCUGACCGCAAGGCAUAUAAUGUUUUGAACCUAUACUAUGGUUUUGGCCGAACUUUCUUGAACCCAGUCAGUGCCCAGGUGUUUUCGAGAUUUGAUGCUCUGCAGAAAGCUGUCAAGAACUAUACAAUUGCAGCCACUCCUGACGAUAGAAGUGGUGUGCUGCAGCAGGGAGGGAUGUUUGUGUUCAAAGGAAAGCAGCUACUAUAUGCAAGGAAGGACGAAGGGACAGGUGACCAUGCCCCUUUAGAUGAUGUUUUUGAUGUCUGCUGCAAAGCUCCUGUUGCGUGAUACUGUACUGUAUGAAAUUUAAAUUUGUAUUAACAUUAGGUAUGUUCCGUUUAAGAAGAUACGUGAUAGUAGAUUAGGAUUUCCGUGAAUCAUAUACAUGACAACAUACUUAAGUUGUGGAUAUGAUUAAACAUCAUAUACAAAUAAAGUUCAAUCUAUAAGUAUGUUGUCAUUUAUAUAGUUCUCUGGGAACUCAAUUCUGUUGCAACAAAACUUGAUUAUGAUAUGAUGAGUGUAAUAUAUGUUAGCUUUUCAUAUUUUAAUCAUUAUGAAUGAUUAUAAUGUAAGUUUUAAUCAGUAUAUGCCUAAAGAUAUAUUACUCGAGGAAACUAGGUGUUACCUACCGAGACUCUAAAUAACAGUGACAACAAUAUAAUUGUAGCCAUGUUUUCUCUU